Molecule: messenger RNA, 3673 nt
Organism: Epinephelus lanceolatus (giant grouper)
Lineage: Eukaryota; Metazoa; Chordata; Actinopteri; Perciformes; Serranidae
Product: RNA-binding motif, single-stranded-interacting protein 2
Molecular function (GO): RNA binding
Source: RefSeq, a predicted model, not a curated record
UGACGUCAGCUGACUGCCUCGGCUCUCCGCUCCUCCGGACACAGCGCCGUGAAAAAAUGCUGCUCUCUGUGCCGCCAAGGACAGGAUUCAACCCGUACAACGGCUACACCGGCAAAAACAUCAAGAAGCAGACGUAUGUGUCCCCCUCCAACCAUCAGAUGGCUCCUCCAAGCCCCAACAACAACAGCAAUAGCAACAACAGCACCACCUCCAUCAGCAACAGCAGCAGCAGCAGUGGGGGAGAGCAGCUGAGCAAGACCAACCUGUACAUCCGUGGCCUCCACCCGGGAACCACAGACCAGGAUCUGGUCAAACUCUGUCAGCCGUAUGGGAAAAUUGUGUCCACCAAGGCCAUCCUGGACAAGACCACCAACAAGUGCAAAGGCUAUGGCUUUGUUGACUUUGACAGCCCGGCCUCAGCUCAGAAGGCAGUGACAGCGCUGAAGGCGGGUGGAGUGCAGGCUCAGAUGGCCAAGCAACAGGAGCAGGACCCCACCAAUUUAUACAUCUCCAACCUGCCGAUGUCCAUGGACGAGCAGGAGCUGGAGAACAUGCUGAAGCCCUUCAGCCAGGCCAUUUCCACUCGCAUCCUCCGUGACGCCAACGGAACCAGCCGAGGAGUGGGCUUUGCCAGGAUGGAGUCAACAGAGAAAUGUGAAGCCAUCAUCCAACAUUUCAAUGGAAAAUAUAUCAAGACUCCACCUGGAGUACCAGUGCCACCAGAGCCACUGUUGUGUAAAUUUGCUGACGGAGGCCAGAAGAAGCGUCAGAGCCAAGGAAAAUAUCUGCAGAAUGGCCGGCCCUGGACGAGAGAUGGGGAGACUGGAGGAAUGACCCUCACCUACGACCCCACCACAGCCUUACAGAAUGGGUUCUACUCCUCCCCCUACAGCAUCGCCCCAAACCGGAUGAUGGGGCCGACCUCCCUCUCCCCGUACAUGCAUUCACCUGUGUCCACCUACCAGGUCCACAACCCAUCCUGGCUACAUCACCAGUCAUACAUCAUGCCACCCACAGGAGCAGUCCUGACGCCAGGAAUGGACCACACCAUGUCCAUCCAGCCGACCUCCAUGAUGGGGCCCCUGACGCAGCAGCUCAGCCACCUCUCCAUGGGCAGCAGCGGCACAUAUAUGCCUGCAAACACUUCUAUGCAGGGGACCUACAUUCCCCAGUACACCCAAGUGCCUGCCACCAACAUGUCAGUUGAGGAAAGUGCCGUCCAACAACCUGUUGCCAUAGAGACACCCACAGAACACACAACCUACACCUACCAGCAUAACAAGUGAAGAGUUAGCAGAGAUCUUCCUCUGGAGCCAGAGUGACUCUCAAGGGGCCCCAAGUGCUGACAAUUGGCACAGCGACUCCUCACGUAAGGCACCAGACACUCGGGAGGAACACGGACUGUUACACAGAAAGGACACAAUAAAAAAAAAAAGAUAUUUUCUACAAACUCAUAUUUUAAAACAAACUCUUUUACUCCAAACAUGCAAGGCUGGAGGCUAACAGGCAAUGGGAAAUGGAAGAACAGAACAAGGAGCUUCUAUUUUGAUAACAGUCACACACACACACACAUACACACACACACACACACACACACACACACUACACAUGUUUAAAAGAUUUUUUUGAACGUUGUUCAUCUUCUUUUCUAAAACUACUCUGGGGAGCUAGAAUGAAACCAGGAAAAGAACAUUUCAGCACCACAUUUUAUUUUGAGUCAUAUUUUGUUUUGACCUUUUUUUCUUGUAAGAUAUGCUGAUUUGACUUCACUUUUUUUGUCUGAUACUUUCAGGCUUUGAACCUGCCUUUUUGUACAUAAUUCUUUGUUUUGGUGUGUUUCUAGCUUCAUGUGUCCUACUUUGAUUGAUCGGUGCAAAUAUUUGAAAGCUUAAAAAGAAAGAGAAGUCAUUCAAAAAGCUGAUGACUCAUGGUUCAGACAGAUAUGGUGCUGACUUGGAUUAGCGUCUCUCGAAGUGGCAGCAAGUUUAUCAGGUAUGAAACUUUACCUGAGGUGGUAUCGCUUCUUUUUGGCACUUGACUCUCGAGUAAUUUAUAGUUCCAACAAUCUCGACAAAGCUUCAGACAAUCAGACGAUCACAAAGAAGAGAAAAUUUAGGGAUGAUUUCAAAGAGAAGACGUCUUUAAAAAACAAGCUAAAUAGAUUAAAAGCAUUCCAGAGAUUAUUAUCAGAAGGUUUUAAAUAUUGGUUUGUGUCGAGCUGCUCAACUUGAUGAAAUCCAAAGUUUCUUAACAGGGAUCACAUCUCACACAGAGCUGCCUGUAAAUAAGAGAUUUAAAUUUAUUUAGGCUUUCUUUUGAUUUCCUUUGAUCAGUGUAGUAAUGCUUCAUUUAUUUUAAUAACAAUAUUAUACCAAAUUGUCUGAACACAGCAACGUAUGAAUCGCUGUUUUCAGUUUUGUCCCUUUUAAUUAAAAGGGAAGCUGAAUCUGCAUUACAUCCCAAAAAAAUGUAUUUUCUGAAGCAAGAUGUUGUUAUUAGAGUAUGAAGUUCUUAUUACACAGACAUGGAGGUCAACUGGUAAAGCGUGGCUCUGUCCUGUUAUAUCCUCAGAAAACACUAUCAAGGUUUAUUAUGGAUGAUCACGGCCAGUACUGAGAUGCUUAAUACUGGCCAUCGUUGUGUGUUUGCAUCUACUUCUGCAUUUCUGUUUUUCACCCUCAUGUUUUUUUUUUUUUUUUACAUUUCUUAUUUAAAAGUUGUUUUUUUUAAUUCAGUUUUAAUACUUUUAAGAUUGAUCCUAUUUUUCAAAGAAGUUUUGUUUUUUAUUUUUGAUAGUAUGUUGUGUGCUUCAGAUAGCGAGAAAUAGAUGUUUUUAACUUCUUUUUUUUAAAUAGUGAUUUUUUUGUACGUUUGCAUACUUCACUCGGUCUGGUUUCAGUGUUGAUGUCAAAAAAACUUUAAAGGGGAACACCACCUACUGUAAGAUUUCAAACAUGUUUUUUCCAUGGCCUAGGAAAGUUCAAUCAAUAUUUGUGAACAUGAGCUGCUCUCUCUCAGAGCCAGAAACCAGAGAAGUAAGUCUCAAACUUGUGAUGUCAUCAAGUAAGUCUGCAGCUGCUCCAUAGACAAUGACUGAUUUUUAUACCCAAAUGAGCCUUAUUCUAUUGUAAGAAAUGUUCCCAUAUAGACGAAAACCCCGUGACGUUGCAGUAAAAACAUUCACUUCCAAAAAGGGAACUGGCACUUGAUUAAAAUUGCAGAUAUAUAAAAUUGGCAAACUUGUGUAUUUCUUUUGUCAUUUGGGUACCUGUCAAAAAAGGAUAUCUGACGGCAAGGUAAAGUGGGGAAAAUAUUAUACACUUAAUUUUAGGUAGAUAAAAACUAAGCAGGUGAGGCGGUGUUGUGCUGUUUCAUAUAAUGUACGUGUCACUGAGAUUUUCUACCUGAAAGUUAUUAUAAACAUUGUGAUUAACAUCUUUCCUAAUUCAUUGUCUAUGGAGAUGCUCCAGACUUUAUACUUGAUGACAUCAAAAAUUUGAGUUUUGGAUUUAGGAGAGAGUUCAUAUUUACUAAUAUUUUUGGACUGUUUUAACCCAGGGUGGCACUGUGGUGUGGCACUGUCGCCUCACAGCAAGAGGGUUCCUGGUUCAAUCCCAGGAGGGAGCCCUUCUGUGCAGAGUAGGCGUGUUCUCCCUGUGUCAGCGUGGGUUUU